AAACAAAACGAAAAAUGAGGGGCAUUUUGGCGUUACUAUUCCUACAAAUGGUGGCGCUCUGCGCCUCCACGGAGCUGUCGACGGCCUCACGGUGGAUAGUCCAUCGCACGAGCGGGAGGCGCGUGAAGCUCACCUGCGUGAAUUGGCCCUCGCACGUGGAGCCAAUGAUCGCAGAAGGCCUUGAGAAGAAGCCACUGCGCCACAUCGUUAAAAAGAUAGCCGAAAACGGGUUCAACUGCGUGAGGCUCACGUGGGCGACGUUCAUGUUCACGAGGCCCGAAUACGGAAGCCUCAGAGUCUCCGAAUCACUGGACAAGUACAAUCUGUCGGCCGCGAGAGCCGGCAUUGCUAGAAAUAACCCUCGGGUUGUGAACAUGACGGUGGUCGAGCUUCACAAGGCGGUGGUGGAUGAGCUCGGGAGGAGGAGGGUGAUGGUGGUGCUCGAUAACCACGUCAGCCGGCCGACGUGGUGCUGCGGCGACGAUGAUGGGAAUGGCUUCUUCGGCGACGCUGAUUUUAGCCCGGAGGAGUGGCUGCGAGGGCUGGCGGCGGUGGCUGAGGCGUAUAGGGAUACUCAUGCGGUUGUGGGUAUGAGCAUGAGGAAUGAGCUACGAGGCAGCCGACAAAACGAGGCAGACUGGUACAAGUAUAUGCAAGAAGGAGCCAACACAAUUCACGCACAUAAUCCAGAUGUCCUAAUCAUCGUCUCAGGAUUGAACUACGCGGGCAACCUCGGGUUCCUGAAAUCCCAACCGCUGGCAGUUAAUUUCACCAAGAAGUUAGUUUUUGAAGCACAUUGGUAUUCCUUUGGCACAUCUGCUGAGCAAUGGGUUGCCCAAACCAACCAGUUAUGUGGCACUAUCACCAAAUGGGCACUAGACAAUUACCUUUUCUUGACCAACUCAUUCCCUCUUUUCAUAAGUGAAUUUGGGAUUAAUCAAAGAGGCGACAGUGAGGCCGACAACCGAUACAUAGGUUGUAUGCUGGCGGCUGUCGCUGAGUUUGACGUUGACUGGGCCUUGUGGACUUUACAAGGCAGCUACAUUCUUAGGGAGGGACAUGUUGAUCUUGAAGAAUUUUAUGGAGUUCUUGAUUUCAAUUGGGAUCGUCUCCGAAAUCCAGCAUUUCUUGAUAGACUGCAGGUUCUUAGGCAGACCAAUCAAGAUUAUAGGUCUAAGCACCCAACACACUAUAUAAUGCUCCAUCCAUUGAGUGGGCAUUGUGUUCACAUUGCUAAGAAUGGCAUGGUAGCUGUGGCUAGUUGCAAAAGAGCAACCCGGUGGGAUCAACACCGAGACGACGGUGGGCCUAUUAAGUUGGCUGGCUCUUCGAAGUGCCUCGGGGUGGCUGGAGACGGGGGAGCCCCACGUGUCUCGAGGCAUUGUUCGAGCGAGUGGAAGUAUGUGUCGAGUUCUGGUCUUCACUUAGCUGCCCAAGAUACAAGAGGGGGACACUUAUGCUUAGAGUUGGAGAAGAAUGGCUCGGAUUCUAAGAUUGUGACUAAGAAAUGUUUGUGUGUAGGAGAUGAUCUAGCUGAUUUACCUACUUGUGCUGACAAUCCACAAGCACAAUGGUUUAAGCUUAUUCCAACAAAUAUUUGAUAAUGCACUUUGAGUUAGAAAUAAAAAAGAAUGUGGUACAUGUCACUAUUUUGUGUGUU
Molecule: messenger RNA, 1660 nt
Organism: Salvia hispanica
Lineage: Eukaryota; Viridiplantae; Streptophyta; Magnoliopsida; Lamiales; Lamiaceae
Product: glycosyl hydrolase 5 family protein-like
Biological process (GO): polysaccharide catabolic process
Molecular function (GO): hydrolase activity, hydrolyzing O-glycosyl compounds
Source: RefSeq, a predicted model, not a curated record